AUGACUUCGCAAGCAAAUACAGAUAUUGCUCACCGUUGGUUUGAAGCAUUUAAUAGUCAUGAUCUAGAGAAACUAUUGUCGCUCUACGAUGAAGAUGCUAAACAUUAUAGUCCGAAGCUAAAAAUACGUCAGCCUGAAACACAUGGUUUGAUACAAGGAAAAACUGCAUUGCGCACUUGGUGGAAAGAUGCUUUCGAUCGAUUACCUUCACUGCAAUAUGAAUGUACAUCACUUACACCUAACGAUAAACGUAUAUUUAUGGAAUAUACACGUCAUGUGUCAAAUGAACCCGAUAUGCUUGUAGCAGAAGUGUUGGAAAUAAACAAAGUCGGUUUUAUUACGGCAUCUCGCGUUUAUCAUGGAUAA
Messenger RNA from Didymodactylos carnosus, 366 nucleotides. Lineage: Eukaryota; Metazoa; Rotifera; Eurotatoria; Philodinida; Philodinidae. The record is from the annotation of a GenBank genome assembly.